UUUGUAUCUAGCUCAAAAGUCAACAGAGUCGACAGUAACUACUGAAGUUUAAAUGGAUCAGCGUUUGUUACGACGUCGCCGAGCAAGGAAAAGACAUAAAAAGGGCUUCAGCAAAUUGCUGCAGGAUUUCCGGCUUAAUUCCCAUUACACGGCUAGUUAUAGACGGCUGGCAUACGAUCAGCUGAAGUUUGUAAUUUUACCGCUGUUAGCCUUCUUCAAGUAUUCGACCAGAGUAUUCAAGCGUUGCACGAAUUCAGAUCGGCAUGAAUUUCGAUGCUUCGUGUUCGCUAUUGUUGUGGGUCUUUUUAUAAUAGGAUUUCUGGGCUUUAUUAUAAAGCUGCUGCACAUACCCAUCACUAAUAUUAUUAUGGGCUAACCUGGGGGUCAAAUAGGCAACAACACGCAGACAAAAAUAAAGUUUCAAUUCAAUUGGCAGCAAACAAAGACGUCGCAUUCUGGCUCUUGGCCAACCAGGCGAGCUACAAAUACUCGCCAAAACCUUGGCCAACUCGCAUGCCAACGGCAAAGCUGUGCAAUAACAAAGCCAGGCUACAAGCUGCAGCUGCCAUUGUUGACCUACCACGACACUGACACCGACCCCAACCCCUAUCCCAUUUCCUAUCCCGAUCUCGAUCCCGUUUCCAGCCGCUUAACAAAGCUCUGGCCCAUUGCAAGUGUUGACAAGAAAAUUUCGACGCACACUUGGCGAAAAACAGUUGCCGUUGCCAAACCAACAACUGUCGGAUGUGUGUAAAUGUAAUCAAAUCAGCAACUCGGCCAACUCCACACAGCACUUCCACUUGAAGUAACCAGCAUUGCCAACUGGCAUUAAGAGUAACUGAAUUGCCAACGGAAUUGAGCUAAGCGAAAGGUGAAAAGGUGCAUAGACUAGAUGAAACUUCUUAUAUGUAUUCCUUUGAAUAUUAACUAGAAUAGAAUACAAUAAAAUGAAACAGUAUCUAACCUUUUAGAUAUUA
Messenger RNA from Drosophila innubila, 977 nucleotides. RefSeq names its product protein transport protein Sec61 subunit gamma. NCBI's taxonomy places the organism in Eukaryota, Metazoa, Arthropoda, Insecta, Diptera, Drosophilidae. Gene Ontology annotation, molecular function: transmembrane protein transporter activity. Gene Ontology annotation, cellular component: membrane; Ssh1 translocon complex. Bases 53 to 376 code for a protein of 107 amino acids. Gene Ontology annotation, biological process: post-translational protein targeting to membrane, translocation; protein targeting. The record is from RefSeq and is a predicted model, not a curated record. The transcript has 2 exons.